GAGGUUUAAGGUAAUUGGUUCACAAGUGGCACUUCAUCAAGGCACUUUACCAAAGCACUUCAUCAACUGGUACAAAAAAAUGUCUAGCGUAAAUAAGCAAACAAAUCCCAAACCAAGCACCUGUGAUGUUCUGGAGGGGCUGAAAAAGGCCCACAAGAACCUCAUCCAGGAAAACAGAGACAAGAGUCUUGCUACGAAGGUGGAAGCUCUUGAGCGUGAAAAUGCUCGAUUAAGGAAAGAGCUGGAAGAGUUCUCUCUCUCAACUAAUACCGAAGGGGAGAAAGAUCCGACCAAUGGCAAAGACUUGACCCGCCAACAGGCCAAGCUGGACCUGCUCUGGGAACUGGAAGAGUGCAAAGCCCAUCUGGUCCAGCAAAUGGACAUAAAUGACAAAUACAAAACUCAGAUCAAAAAGCUGAAACAAGAGGCUAAAGAUUUGAAAGAGAAGAAGGCUGGAAAGGGAGGCAAAGGACCCAGACCAGGAGACAACGAAGCGUUUGAUGACCUUAAACGCAAAUACAAGGAGUCUCAAGAGGAAAAUGAAGACAUAAAGGCGGAAUUUCAAGCUCUGGUCUAUGAAGUUGAAGAUUUUGAGAAGGAAAUUGCUGACCUUAAAAAGAAACUGGAAGUCUCUGCUCAGCAUGAAGCCACUGCCAUGGAACUGAGAGAGCAACUCAAAGUUGCUCUCUCAACUGAAACCAAUCAGUUGAGAGAGAAAAAACUGAAAGAGGAGAAAGAUCUGACCAAUGACGAAGACUUGACCCGCAAACAGGCCAAGCUGGACCUGCUCUGGGAACUGGAAGAGUGCAAAGCCCGGCUGGUCCAGCAAAUGGACAUAAAUGACAAAAACAAAACUCAGAUCAAAAAGCUGAAACAACAGGCUAAAGAUUUGAAGGAGAAGAAGGCUGGAAAGGGAGGCAAAGGACCCAGACCAGAAGACAACAAAGCCUUUGAGGACCUUAAACGCCAAUACAAGGAGUCUCAAGAGGAAAAUGAAGACAUAAAGGCAGAAUUUCAAGCUCUGGUCUAUGAAGUUGAAGAUUUUGAGAAGGAAAUUGCUGACCUGAACAAGAAACUGGAAGUCUCUGCUCAGCAUGAAGCCAACGCCAUGGAACUGAGAGAGCAACUGAAAGUUCUUGAAAAUGACAAAGGGGAACUGAACCGACUCCGGGAAAAAGAAAAAGAAGAUGCCCAAAGGGAAUUGCAGAAGACUCUGGAAGUCUCUGCCCAGCUGGAUACUACCAUCAUGGAACUCAGAGAACAGCUGAAACAACAUGAAGAGGAGAAAAGGGCACUGAGUGAAUUGAACAAACUCCGGGAGAAAGAAGCACAAGAUGCCAAAAGAGAGCUGGAAGAACUGAGGGCAAACAUAAACAAAACACCCCGAGUGUCUAGGUUCAAAGAAAGUGUGAUGGACAUCAAAUGUAGACAAGACAGUUUGAUGGAAGACAUCACAAAUCUGGAAAACAUCCUGGAAGAGAUGGAAAAGAUCCAGAGCUCUCAUGAUGAAGAGAUGAAAAUAGUCUCUGUGCAGACUGACUCUGUGAAUCAGGAGGGGAUCGCCAAAGAAGGAGAAAGCACAAAGCCCCAAACUGAAAACCUAGAACAGACAGAGGAAAAGACAACAGGUGUUGAAAAAACAUCAUCUCCUGACACAGCAAAUGAUGGAAGAGCUGAGCAUGAGUGUGAAAAAGAAGAGGACACUCCGAUUGAUGGAACAAAGAAAGAUCUUCUAGAAAUCCAAGAGGAACUUUCUGACAAAGACAUCAAAAGCAAGGAGGAGAAAGAAGAAGUUGAAGUAGGAGUGAAACAAAAGAAAGGAAAAAAGGUCAAGAGGUCUUCUUUCACCAAAUUUUUUCUCAGACUUUGGUGCAUCAAAUAUACUGCAAACGACUGUGAAUCUGACGUUAGAGAGCAGGAGACCAACACACACCCUACACACAAUAACAUCUGAAAUUUGUGAGGUAGGGACUUCAAGAAACGGGCUGCAUGGUUAAAUUGGCAUUUUCUUACCAUGCAUGCGUGGGGUUUUCUCUGGGUGCUCCAGUUCCCCCCCACCACCACAUAUAAUAAAAUAAUAUGUCAGGUUUCCUCUGCCAUACAAAGGCUGAUGUUAAGGUUUACCUCUAGUAAUGAAUUAAAUGACUGUGUACUGUUUUAUUGCCAUGUAUUCACAAAAAAUAUUUGUAACAACUCUAAUAGUUUU
Messenger RNA from Oryzias melastigma (Indian medaka), 2206 nucleotides. RefSeq names its product autophagy-related protein 23. The coding region runs from base 80 to 1954 and encodes 624 amino acids. The record is from RefSeq and is a predicted model, not a curated record. Lineage: Eukaryota; Metazoa; Chordata; Actinopteri; Beloniformes; Adrianichthyidae. The transcript has a single exon.